GGCAGAUGCCCCCGCGGAUCUAGUGACGUUCAACGCCCUUGUGAACCAGUGUGGCGAAGGCCUGCAAUGGCAACGGUCACUUCGACUCGUUUCCCAGAUCCCCGAGGCAGGGCUGGAGAGGGAUAUCAUCGGCUGCAACGCCGCCAUCGCCUGCUGUGGGCUGGUGAGCCAGUGGGCCAGGGCCUUGGAGUUUCUUCUGCAGAUUGCGUCUGCGAGGUUGGAGCCGGAUCAGGUCAGCGGCAGCUCUGUCAUCACUGCAUGUGGGAAGGGCCUUCAAUUGCAACAGGCGCUCCGCUGCCUUCUGGAAGUAAUGCCUGGCAUCUCCUUGCGGCCGAAUGCAGUGAGCUUCAAUGCUGCCAUCAGCGCUUGUGAGCCCUUAGGAUACUGGGAACAGGCAGUUUAUCUGCUGUUGCAGAUGCCAUGCGUACGGCGUUUACCCGACAGCAUCGGCGCCAAUGCUGCUAUCAGUGCCUGUGCGACAGGCUACCAGUGGCAGCUCGCACUUCAGCUAUUUCUCUCGCUGCCUUCCAGGGAUGUCGCUCCCGACUGUAUCAGCUUCAAUGCUGCAAUCACUGCGUGCGAGAAGGUUGGCAUGUGGCCUUCGGCUCUGUGGCUCCUCACUGUGAUGCCGGAAUCACGAGUCAUUCCGGAUCAGAUCAGCUACAGUUCCGUCAUCAGUGCGUGCGAGAGGGGUCUUCAGUGGCAAGUGGGCCUCUGUCUCCUUUCCGGCAUGGCUGUUGCGAUGGUCUACCACAAUGAGAUCACUUUAAAUGCCAUGAUCAGCGCAUUCGAGCAAGCUGGUCUAUGGCAGAGGGCCUUCCACAUGUUGCUCCGAGUUGAACGCCUGGCAUUGACAUCGACAAAGACGAUACAGACAGCAUCAGCAGGCACUUGA
This is a messenger RNA of Symbiodinium necroappetens, 895 nucleotides long. The record is from the annotation of a GenBank genome assembly. Lineage: Eukaryota; Dinophyceae; Suessiales; Symbiodiniaceae.